This is a messenger RNA of Salarias fasciatus (jewelled blenny), 3447 nucleotides long. RefSeq lists its product as uncharacterized. Gene Ontology annotation, molecular function: nucleic acid binding. Bases 1 to 3447 code for a protein of 1148 amino acids. Lineage: Eukaryota; Metazoa; Chordata; Actinopteri; Blenniiformes; Blenniidae. The transcript has 2 exons. The record is from RefSeq and is a predicted model, not a curated record.
AUGGCUACCGCUUCCUCGGCUAGCGGCAAGGGAAAGGACGUCGAGUCCCGUCCCUGCCUGGCCUCUUGCGGUUUCGCCAUUUCAGGGAGAGAUCCACAUCCUCUCUGCAUCGCCUGUAUGGGAGUGCAGCAUGCCCAGGCUUCACUCGCGGACUCCGAGUGCUGCCAGCAUUGCAGCACUAUGCCGACCAGGAUCCUGGAGAGGCGCCUCAGGGUCUCGGCCAGUUCAAAGGCCGACCCCAGCCUCUCCGAUAGCGCCGCCAAGCCGAAGCGGGCUAUUGCUAACUUAGACUGGGCUAACCCCCCGGUUGAGGACUUCCCUCCGCUGUUUGACCAGCUCCUCGACUCGGAGGACGAACACGGAGGGGGGCACGAAGAGGAGGACGAUAACCUGGACCUCCUUAACGACGACAACGAGGAGGAUGACGAGGACGCAAUCCUCCCGCCGACUCCGGCAUCCCGACCAAGCAGCUCCGUUAGCGGAGGAAUCCAACCCCCCUCUUCACCCUCGGAGGUCGACCUGCAUGAGGUGUGUAAACGAGUGGCAUCACGGCUGGGUAUAGACUGGCCCGCGUCACAGGAUGACAAGGGCGGGGAGAGGGAUUUAUACGAUGGCAAAAUUCUGCCGUCUCGCCCGGUGUCGAAGAAGCAGGUCAUGCCCGUCAUCCCAGCGUGCAUGAAGGAGAUGAAGCGGUUUUGGGAUAAACCGCUUCGCCACAGAGUCCCCGUCAAGGGUUACUCCGGCCUGGAAGUGGCUAACAGCGGGGAGUGGGGCCUCGGAGAUCCCCCGGUAGUGGAGCAGGCGGUGGCUUCUCACCUCCACCCCAGCCACCGGUCCGCGCUCACCGCGGCGGGCCCCACCCUCCCCGGGAAAAUGGAGCGCUUCUCCGCCUCCAUGUUUCAAAAGAUGUACAAAUCAGCAGCCCAAUCAGUGAACAACUUAAAUGUUGUCACCCUGCUGACAGCCUACCAGGCUGAACUUUUCCAGGAGAUGGGGGUCCUCCUGGAUAAAGGCUCCCCAAGUCCCAAAAUAUGGGAGGAGAUGUGUGUGGUCACGGACCUCAUCCUCCGUGUCUCCAUGGGUGCGGUCCAGGGCUGCGGCCGUGUUAUGGGGCUCGCAGUGGCAGGAGAGAGACCACUCUGGCUGAAUCUCUCCAGCCUGUCGGACCAGGAAAAACAGGUCAUUAUUGAUGCUCCCUUCGACUCGUCAAGGGCUAAGGGCUUGUUUGGCGAGGCUGUCACGGCCAUGCAGCAGACCAGUGACCUGAGGAAGAAACAGGGAGAAGCCUUUGAUCUCUGCCUUCCUCGCAAGGUUGCCUCUCGCCCCACCCCACCACCCUGCCAGGGAUUCGCGGCUGCGGCGAGAGCACACAGCAGCGGCUAUAAGGAACCCAGACCGCGCAUGUCUGAGCAGCCAGCGUCUCACCAGCGCGACGCUCAGCAGCAGAAACACUGGCCCAGGAAGUCCUUUGCUGCUGCAGCUGCCGCUCCAGGCACCGGUCCAACCCGCCUGUCCCGCCCCCCGGACGGGAAGAAAAAACGAGGGCGCAGCUGCUCCAUUGUUGAGCUUCAGGCCACCGGCCCUCUGGCUGUUAAAGCAGAGGAGUGGCGCGCAUGCGCAGUGAACCCGUGGGUGUUUACAACGGUUGCCAGGGGUUACAGGCUGCAGUUCGCUGUGAGGCCGCCCGGCUUCAACGGUGUGCUGACGUCAGAAGCUGCAGGGGAAGCCGCGGAGGCUUUAGAGAGCGAAAUAUCUUCUCUGUUAAGCCGCGGGGCAAUUCGCCUUGUACCGGAGGGAGAGAGAAAUCAGGGGUUUUAUUCCCGGUAUUUCCUCAUUCCAAAGAAAGGAGGUUCAUUGCGUCCGAUCCUGGAUCUGCGGUUCCUCAAUCUACACCUCCGAAAGUACAAAUUCAAAAUGCUCACGCACAAGGUUCUGUUUCGAUCCAUUCGUCCAGGCGACUGGUUCACUUCAGUGGAUCUGCAGGACGCUUAUUUUCAUAUAAGCAUAUAUCCCGCACACAGGAAAUAUCUCAGGUUUGCGUUCAAGGGAACAGCUUACGAGUAUCAGACCCUGCCUUUUGGGCUGUCACUCGCCCCGAGAGUUUUCAGCAAGUGUGUGGAAGCAGCCCUGAACCCUAUGCGAGCAUCGGGCCUAAGAGUGUUCGCGUAUCUGGACGAUUUUCUCCUCUGUGCAUCCAGCAAAGGGAAAUCGGAGAGGGAUACGCGGAAGCUGAUGGACAGGCUGUACAGCUUGGGGUUCAAUAUAAACCCCGUAAAGAGCUGUUUGUCUCCCACUCAGAGGAUCGAGUAUUUGGGCCUCGAAAUAGACUCUGUUUCAUUUCGGGGUUUUCUGUCCCAUGCUCGAGUGGAGAAAUUUCGCCAACAACUGGCUUUAUUUCGGAGAGGACGUUCAGUGUCGUUGCGGGACUGUCUCCAGCUGUCAGGGCUGAUGGCGUCAUCAAUAUCUGUCAUUCCGCACGGGCUGAUGAAAAUGAAGGAUUUUCAGCGCUGGAUAUCUUCCCUGCGUCUGGACGCACGACGUCACCUCAGGCGUAUGGUGAGGGUUUCCCCGGAAUGCCUCCUGGCUCUCCGUCACUGGAGGGACCCGGAGAUAUUCUCAACCGGCGUCCCGUUGGGAGCGGUUGUGAUGAGGAAGACAGUUACAACCGAUGCCUCGUUAACGGGGUGGGGAGCGGUUUUCGGGGGGAGGUCAGUGAACGGGACCUGGCCCCCGACGCUCCGUCAGGCUCAUAUAAACUAUUUGGAGCUGUUGGCUGUGUUCCUAGCCCUCAGACAUUUUCUGCCCCUCCUGGGAAAGUGUCAUGUGCUGGUCAGAGCGGACAGCACGACAGCAGUGGCCUACAUAAACAGGGAAGGAGGCACUCGCUCCGUAAAAUUACACAGACUGGCUCAGAGUCUGUUAUUAUGGAGCAGCGAACACCUGUUAUCGCUGCGCGCAGCGCAUCUUCCGAGUGCACUGAACAGCGGGGCAGAUUUACUCUCCAGGGGAAAUCCCUUGUACGGAGAGUGGAGACUGAACCCCGAGGUGCUUCUCCGGGUGUGGGAGAGAUUCGGCCGAGCGUCUGUAGAUCUCUGCGCAUCACACGAAAACGUGCAGUGUCCCCUAUUCUUCUCAUUACGAGACAGGGACGCGCCGCUGGGGGCGGACGCGUUUGCGCACCCGUGGCCAAACGCGCUGCUGUAUGCUUUUCCCCCUCUCUAUCUCAUCACUCCUACGCUGGUCAGAGUGAAGGAGCAGCAGCUUUCAUUAAUCCUGAUAGCUCCUUACUGGCCCAGCAGGCCGUGGAUGGCGGAGCUGAUACAGCUCGUACACGGCCAGCCAUGGCCGUUACCGUUACGCACGGACUUGGUGUCGCAAGCGUGCGGGCAGAUUUUUCAUCCGAACCCCGAACGUCUGGCUCUCUGGGCUUGGUUCGUGAGAGGGUGA